Messenger RNA from Arabidopsis lyrata subsp. lyrata, 473 nucleotides. RefSeq names its product defensin-like protein 149. The transcript is spliced from 2 exons. The coding region runs from base 100 to 333 and encodes 77 amino acids. The record is from RefSeq and is a predicted model, not a curated record. NCBI's taxonomy places the organism in Eukaryota, Viridiplantae, Streptophyta, Magnoliopsida, Brassicales, Brassicaceae.
UCACCACAUGUUGUUAAGGUUAAACAAAAAAGACAAAACAAAAACUCAUUUUAUUCAUUAUUUUUUAGUUUAAAAACAGUAAGUUCAUUUAUAUCAUCCAUGAUGAAGAAACCCAUUCAACUCUCGUUAACUGUUAUGAUUAUCUUCACCAUUCUUGCUCUAGGAGUGGUGGCAAAUGAGGGGCUAGGAAAACCAAAACAAUGUCAUGAGAUUCUAAAGCAAUCCAACUGUGUUGCUGCAGAGUGUGACUCUAUGUGUGUGAAGAAGAGGGGGAAAGGAGCCGGUGUUUGCACUACUUCUAAGAAGUGUUACUGCUAUUAUCAUUGCCCUUAAUGAUUUUUUAUUUACAAUAAUAAGAGAUUUAUAAUAAAGUAGUAAAAUAAUGAAUUGGGGGGUUUACAGCCUAACGAUUGAUAUAGUUGUCUCUACCAAAUAAUUAUAUAGAUUAAAAAUAAUAAUAAUGACAAUCAUAA